CGCAAGGAACAGGAAAGCAUGAACUGGAAGAAACAGCCAAUCUACACAGCAAGCCAGCACACCGUUUUGCCAUACGGUUGGCCCCGGAAUUAGGCGCGCCUCGGUUGCUUCCUAGCCGCCGGAUUAAUCAUUCCCUCCCCCCUGAGGCGGGUCGCCUUCGAUGCUCCAAAUUUCUGAAAUUUCUUCUCAUCAGAUUUUGAUUUCUAUUUUAGGAGUUUAGAGGUGGGGGGAAUAGUUCUCUGUUUCUUGGCUGCCGUCCUCGGAUUCUGACCUCGUAACCCAUUCCAGAUUGGUUGGAGGAACAGCCAAAAUUGGGCGUCCAUCAGAAGUAACUCGUUUUGAUUUUUGGAGUUCCUGGGUGAACAAGGCGAGUUGGUUUGGUUGGUUUGCUUCAGGCUCAGGUUAAUAGUGGGAUAUGAUGAAGCUAAAAAGUAGAAGACUGCCAUUUUAUAAGGAUGGUCAUCCAGAUUUGGUUGCUCAAGUAAAGUCUACAGCCAAGAACAUGAAGGAAGAAGAUAUUAAGCCUCAUCAACCAAUUCAGCUCAGAAGAAGUAGAUGGGUUCUUGGUGAUGUAACAGAGGUGUUGGAUCAACGUUCGUGGAGGCUUGGGAAGAUUACAGAGGUGCUGAAGAAUGACUAUUUUGCCAUCAGGCUAGUGGGCUUCAUCCAACCGAGGGAAUUCCACAUAUCUUGCUUGAGGAUUCCACAUGCUUAUCAUAACAAGCAGUUGACUGUAGAAGACAGGGAUAUUCAGGCCUAUGAAGAGGAUGAUUACAAUACUAGGAGGAAAGCGACCAAUGUUUGUGCUUCCACAAGUUCUAGAACUGUGAAGAGAAAACUAGAAGAAAGUAGGAUGCCACCGAACGAUUUAGUUAGAAGAACAGGCAAGAAACAGAAAGUAGCUGCAUAUGAAGUUUGUCAGCUAACCAAGAAUGUGUUGCCUCUGAAGAUGUCUGAUAGGAAUGACAUCGAUGGCGAUCGCUUUUAUAGGCCUUUAAGUGGCAGAUGCAAUGAUCUCACCAAGAACAACAAUGCCAAGAGAAAACCAGAUUGCAAAGUUCUUCCUUCCUCUGAAAUACCCUUGCACAUCAGAGAAGCGAACGAGUGCUCAGUGGCUAGUUGCAGCGUUAAUUAUUUGGAAUACUGUACCAAUGAUGAGGAACAAUCAGUCAGAAUCCGCAGCUGCUUCCCUGAUGAUGCCAUGUCUGCAUGUCCAUCUAUGUCUGCACAGGAGAAUAACAACGUCUAUGGCUCCGGUUUACACAUGAAUGUACAUGAGCUGGAGCUGCAAGCAUAUCAAUCAACAGUCAGAGCUUUCCAUGCCGCGGGACCACUGACAUGGGAGCAAGAGUCACUACUGACGAACCUGCGCCUCUCGCUGAACAUCUCAAAUGAGGAGCACUUGGAUCAGUUGAAGCAUCUCUUGUCUCUCUGAAAAUUUAGAAACUAAAAUGCUUUUUGUGUAUCUCUGGAUUACCCCCAACUUGCAGAGAUCUCCACAGCUUUGUAGAGCUUGCCUUCUACUUUUAUGGCAGUGUACAUAUAUAGAAAAGUGAAGAGAAAUUUACCUAUGGUUAUAGCCUUCUCUGGAUUACCCAACUUGUAGAGAUCUCUAUAGUUGUUGUCAGGAGUAAUGAAGUUAGUGCUUUCAUGGUAAUGGAGAGCUAUCAUCAAAUUUCAUUUAGCUAUGUUGAUAGUAAGGUUGAAAUACUAGUUUCUUUUUUUUAUUGAGGAUGUUGAAAUAUUAGUUGCAGUUACUGAUUUCACCCAUUUCCAUCUUUUCUUUGGUACCACUGUACAUCGAUGCCUGUAAUGAUUCACCAUUGAUAGAUCCUGCUUCAGAUAUAUCCUAAGGGCAAUCUUUUUUUUUUGAGCAAC
Messenger RNA from Panicum hallii, 1878 nucleotides. RefSeq lists its product as uncharacterized. Bases 416 to 1435 code for a protein of 339 amino acids. The transcript has 3 exons. Gene Ontology annotation, cellular component: nucleus. NCBI's taxonomy places the organism in Eukaryota, Viridiplantae, Streptophyta, Magnoliopsida, Poales, Poaceae. The record is from RefSeq and is a predicted model, not a curated record. Gene Ontology annotation, biological process: defense response to fungus.